CGGGGGCCUAUUUUUUGUGCGUGAGAAUAUAUCCAAUGGGGUAAUACGGCAAGAUGGCGGCAGUUUGAAAGUUUGUGUUGUAACUUGCCCCGUUUAAAUUUAACUUUUCAACAGUAACUCAAGCUAAAAUGGGUGAUAGUUUUCCUUCACAGACCGAUAUUGAUCAAGUUCUAGCAGUGUGUCCUGAACUGGACACAAACGAUGUACGGAGGGACCUGAAAUUUACCAGAAAUGUGGAGAUGACGGUGAACAGAGCCCUGGAUGGAAGGUUCCUGCGUGGCGUAUUUGACCUGUUGGAUGUGGCUGACCAGCCUGCUGCAGCACAGCCCACAUGUGACAGCAGCACUGACAUCAACUCUGAUGAUGAUGAUCUACCCAACAUCACACUACAGCCUACAGCCUGUACGAGCAACGUUAGGUACGCGUCUAAAAGCAGGAAAGAAAUAAGCGACAGUGACUCUGAUUCUGACUCAGAACCAAGAUUCCAACAGUACAAAAAACAUGCGGUUGUGACAAAACAGAAAAAAGGUCAAGCCAGCAAUGAUACGUCGACAGGAAACAAAAAACUUGCAGCCAACUGUACAGGUAAGAAAGUUGACACCUUGACAGGUAGACAUGCCCUAGACUCACCCUCAAAGUCCAGUGGCAAUGUUGCAAAAAUUGAGGACGAUGUGAUAUCAGUGGGCUCAAAAUCAUCCCCGAUGGAAAAGUACAACACCUUCAAAAGACGUCCCCAGGACCUGUCUCCAAGCGGGUCAAGCUCAGAAGAUGACAUCCCAACUCCCCCACGAAAACUGCAAAGAGAAGAAGCUGAGACAAAGCCUUCUGGAAAACAGGCUUUCUCCUUCAAAAAAUCUGCUGCCUCGUCAGUUGUUGCCAUUUCUAGUAGUGAUAGUGACAGUGACAGUAGUGACAGUGAUGCUGAGGAUAAAUGGAAAAGGCCUCUCUCCUACAGACUCAAUUCCUCCAAGCCAGCAAAAGUACCAUCUACAAAUGACAAUACUUCAACAAAAGGAAGCUCCUCAGAUGAAGUAGGCUCUAAGGCAACUAGCAACUCAAGCACUGUAACUCCAAAACCAAGAAGUGCCAUCAUGGGUGAUAGUGUUGAGAAUGGAGAAAGUGGUUUGACUCUCAGGCAAAGCCUAUGGAGUGAUGAGGCAGACUCUCAAGGCACCAAGAACAAAGGAAAGAGAAGAAGUCCUGAGGAGAUUCAGGAAAGAAAAAGACAAGCUUUGUUGAAAAGGCAGGAGAAGGAGUUAGAAAGGCAGCGGAAGAAGGAAAAGAUGGAACAAGAGAGAGAUGCAAAGAAGAAAAUGAAGGAGAUGGAGGCAGCAAGGAAAAGGGCAGAAAGAGAAGCCAGCAAAAACAUGAAGCCAGGAGAAUGUUUAAAGUUUAUCACAGUGGUUCUGGACAGACACCUGGCAGAGUCUCCGUGUGGAGGAAACAUCCUGAAGCAGCUGCAGGACUCGGAAUCCAAAGUCCAGAUACUGGACCAACUAGUCCCGUAUAGUGUUUCCUGGAGGAGAACUGUAACUCUUCAUAACUUUGGAGGAGAUGUACAGCUUGGCUCUAUCAGUACCAAAGAAAUAGAAGAAGAGGAAACCCUGGUGUAUGUUCCUGUUGCAGACUUCGUACUUCAGGUUUACAACUACAAACAGCAGCAGCAAGGAGACAGCUGUGUUAGCCAGGAGACGUUGCAAUCUUUUGUCCAUGGGGUGAAAUCCAUCUAUGAAGGGAAGAAGGUCACACUGAUCAUACUAGGGCUGGAAAAGUACUUCAGGAAUCAGAGCAACCAACGGCAGAGGCAGUUCAGGGACAUAGUCAGAAACAAUGGUGAGAUGACUGAGGACAGUAAAAAGGGAAAGAGGAAGAAGAAAAAGGAGAUGGAAAGUACCACCAUCAUUACAAGAAUGGAUGUAGAAGAGGCUCUGGUCCAUCUGCAGCUGUGGGAGGAUGUGGUGGUGAAGUUGUUGGAGGAACCAGAACAAGUGGCUGACAUGAUCAGGAUGUACACCAAGGCUGUGGCAGAAACACCUUUCAAGAGGCAGAGAGAUGAGUCGACCUUCUCCUUCCACAUUGAGAGCGAUGCAGUGAACUGUGUGAAGGUGGAUAAGGACGGGCGUGGCCUGCUGAAGUUGUGGCAGAGACACAUCCAACAGAUGAGGAACGUCAGCCCUGAAAUGGCUGCAGCCAUCGUGGCAGAGUACCCCUCACCACAGCUGCUCAUUCAGGCAUAUGAAAGGUGUUCUACAGAAAAAGAGGCCCAGUUGCUCCUGAAAGACAUCAUGGUGAGGAGAGGAGCAGGUGUGCUGGCGACCUCCAGGAGAAUCGGUCCUGAGCUGUCCAGGAAGCUUCACAUGUUGUUCACUUCCAGUGAUGGGGAAAAGCUCUUACAUAGUGCCUCCUAACUUUGGGAUUAGUACAAAAUCUGGUACAUGGGUCAAAAGCAGGUACAUGUGCAACUGAAGUUCCUGUAUCAGAGUCUUCAUCAUUUCCUACCUCCUACUCACAGUAAGCUAAAGGAA
Messenger RNA from Branchiostoma floridae (Florida lancelet), 2525 nucleotides. RefSeq names its product crossover junction endonuclease EME1-like. Gene Ontology annotation, molecular function: DNA binding; nuclease activity. Lineage: Eukaryota; Metazoa; Chordata; Leptocardii; Amphioxiformes; Branchiostomatidae. The transcript has 12 exons. The coding region runs from base 129 to 2408 and encodes 759 amino acids. Gene Ontology annotation, biological process: double-strand break repair; mitotic intra-S DNA damage checkpoint signaling; replication fork processing. Gene Ontology annotation, cellular component: Holliday junction resolvase complex; nucleus. The record is from RefSeq and is a predicted model, not a curated record.